Salvia miltiorrhiza (redroot sage) is the source of this 930-nucleotide messenger RNA. Its product is annotated as stem-specific protein TSJT1-like. The record is from RefSeq and is a predicted model, not a curated record. NCBI's taxonomy places the organism in Eukaryota, Viridiplantae, Streptophyta, Magnoliopsida, Lamiales, Lamiaceae. The transcript has 4 exons. Bases 21 to 779 code for a protein of 252 amino acids.
GGUUAGUUCAUCUUCACAUUAUGUUGGCAGUUUUUGAGAAAUCAGUUUCGAAGCCACCCAAGGAGCUGAGCCUGAGCCUUCCAGUUGCUGGGAGGAAUUGCUUGAACAGAUGGGAAGAAAUCGCAGAAAUCUUCCGAUCAUGGAGAUCAGACUGCACCUUUUACCACCUAUCCGGUGGCAACUUCCUGGCUUUGUCGCAUCAAGAUGAAAAUCCAGCAAUUCCAAGGUCUGUUGUAGUGAUGGAUGAUAUCUUCUGCAUAUUCUCCGGGGCGUUGCACAACACUUGUGACAUGAGACGAUACUACGGGCUGUCAAGGCAGGCCACGGAAGCCGUGAUCGUAGUCGAGGCCUAUAAAGUUCUACGUGAUCGUGCACCCUAUCCUACCGAUCAAGUCGUCAAGGAACUCGAUGGCAAAUUCGCAUUCAUUCUCUUUGACUCCAAAGCUCCGACCCUUUUCCUAGCAAGGGAUCGCGACGGCAGCGUGCAACUCUACUGGGGAGUAGCCGGCGACGGUUCUUUAGUAUGCACUGACGAUCCCAAUGUCAUAUCCGCAGCAUGUGACAAACAUUACACUCCCUUCCCUCCCGGAUGCGUAUUCAUGGAUAGGAAUGGUCUGAUGAGCUUUGAUCACCCUCUGAAUAAGGUGAGAGGGGUUGUGAGGGAGGAUGAUGGUGGAGUUAUUUUCCAAGUGGAUCUAUACAGUAGAAUUCCCAGCAUCCCCCGCAGCGGCAGCGCCGUCAAUUGGGCCAACGCCGCCCAAGUUGAAGGAGACUACUGACCAACUUUGCUCUGUGCUUGUGUGUGCGUCAGUGCGUGUCUUCUGGAAAAUAAGGCGCAAUCAACUUUAUCUGUUGUGCUAAUACCAAUGAAGCUUGAUGCUUCAAAACUCGUACAACAUUACUGGAUAAGAAUGGAAAUUUGUGAGCCAA